Molecule: messenger RNA, 567 nt
Organism: Elephantulus edwardii (Cape elephant shrew)
Lineage: Eukaryota; Metazoa; Chordata; Mammalia; Macroscelidea; Macroscelididae
Gene: TMEM71
Product: transmembrane protein 71
Exons: 5
Coding region: 1-567 (188 amino acids)
Source: RefSeq, a predicted model, not a curated record
AUGUACCGAAUAUCUCAGCUGAUGUCAACACCAGUAGCAAGUUCCCCUGCAUUGGAGAGAGAACAUACUGGACAGCUUUCACCAUCACGCAUUUUCCCAAGCUUUGCCUGUGAUUUCCUCGAUGGUGACAGUUCUUUUGAAUGCUGCUCCAUAGAUCCCCUGACAGGUCCCCCCACGACCUGUCGUCGAAGUCCCAGGCUUCUCACCAAUGGCUACUACAUUUGGACAGAAGACAGCUUCCUCUGUGACCAAGAUGGCAACAUCACUCUGAGCCCAUCACAGACCAGCGUUAUAUACAAGGAGAACUUGGUGAGAAUAUUUCGGAGGAAAAGGAGGAGCUGUCGUUCCCUUUCCUCUCUCUUCAAUCUUGGUGCCUCUGAGUCCUGGCUACGUGGCAGUAUCUUUGGUGAGAAUGAUUCCUUCCUAAGUGAAGACACCUGGCUGGAGGGGCUCCGAAGGCUGGACACUGACCAUUGCAGUGCAGAAGAAACCAGCCUACUACAAGAAGUCUCUUUUCAAGUCAUCGUCUUGGCUGCAUGCUGCAUCUUUUCUGUAUGUGCAAGGUAA